Molecule: messenger RNA, 3372 nt
Organism: Ostreococcus tauri
Lineage: Eukaryota; Viridiplantae; Chlorophyta; Mamiellophyceae; Mamiellales; Bathycoccaceae
Product: Glycosyl transferase, family 35
Exons: 1
Coding region: 1-3372 (1123 amino acids)
Biological process (GO): glycogen catabolic process
Cellular component (GO): cytoplasm
Molecular function (GO): glycogen phosphorylase activity; pyridoxal phosphate binding
Source: RefSeq, a predicted model, not a curated record
AUGCCGGACGAAGACGCCGCGUCGGUGUCCUCCGACGACCGCCCGCGCACGGCGAACGCGAAAUCGUUCUGGGACGACGCGUUCGGGCGCGCGGAGCAGACGAACAGACGAAUUCUAAAUAAUCCACGCAACCGCGAUGACGGUGGGCGCGAGACGCUCUUGGCGUUACGCGGACGCGGACGCGAUCGAGAGCGCUCCGAGAGCGCCGAUGCGUCGAGCGAUGACGACGACGGGCGCUGGGGGGGGGAUGGCGUCGGAGAAGGUGAUGAUUUUGAGACGCGCGGCGAAUCGGGCGACGACGGCGCGCGGAGGCGGUUGGCGAUACGACAACCGCACGCGCAGCGAUUGCAAGUCGACUCGCGAUCGCCCGAACCGCGCGUUGAUGCGUGGUUGGAGCAGACGAUGCGGGCAAACAUGCGAACGGUCGUGCCUGCGGGAUCGGAGAGCGCGUCGGUGAGCCCGACGUCGCCGCCGACGAGCGCGAUGAGUCGGUUGCGCGCGAGAGCGUACGCGAGGAGUCAUGGGAGUCCGAGAGAUGAGAACGAGGCCAUGCCGGUGAUCGUCAGGGUCGAUCGAAGAAUUCGAGGGUAUCACGAGACCGCGCAUCAGCGCAUGAAUCGGUCGGCGUCGCCGGACGCGAGGGCGAGUGCGACGCGAGAGCGGACGCUGCAGGGGGCGUUGUACGUGCACACGAGGAACGGAUCGCAGGGAUCUGCGAGCGCGUUAGAUUCGCGAAGCGUGGACAUCGACAGCGAUCGAAUGGAUAGGAUCGGAUCGCCGUUCGCACAGUCAACGACGACGGUUCUGGAUCGACCGAGGCAGUAUGUCGACGACGCCGAGAUGGGGGCGGAUCAUCUGGCGCACAAGGAGCUCUUGUGGAAGUUGUCGAGCACAUACCUCCCGAACGACGUCGGGAGCUUACAGCGCUCGCUAGUACGACACGUGGAGUACACGCUGGCGAGAAGACGAUACAAACUCGACGAUAACACGUUUUAUCAGGCCACCGCGCACUCCGUUCGAGACCGUCUCAUCGAGCGAUGGACCGACACGCAGCAGUACUCGGCGAAAGUGGGGGCGAAGAAGGUGUACUAUCUCUCGCUCGAAUUCCUCAUCGGAAGAUCGCUUGGGAACGCGGUGUCGAAUCUCGGUUUACGAGGCGCCUACGCCGAGGCUCUACGCCAGAUUGGUUAUAAUCUUGAGGACAUCAUGUCAGAGGAGAAGGAACCAGCGCUUGGGAACGGCGGGUUGGGACGGUUGGCGUCUUGUUUCUUGGACACGCUCGCGACGCAAAACUACCCAGCAUGGGGCUACGGGAUUCGAUACAAGUACGGAAUGUUUGAGCAACGAAUAUUGAAUGGUCAGCAAGUCGAAUUUCCCGAUUAUUGGCUCACGGAUGGGAAUCCGUGGGAGGUGGAGCGCCUAGACGUGCAGUAUCCCGUCCGCUUAUUUGGACACGUGCGGGAAUUUAAGGACCAGGAAGGAAACACGCGCUACGCUUGGCAGGGCGGCGAGGUCGUCAUGGCACAGGCGUAUGACACGCCGAUUCCCGGUUACGGCACUUACAACACGAACAAUAUGCGACUUUGGAGCAGCAAGCCGUCCCACGAGUUUGAUUUGGCGUCGUUUAACGCGGGUAAUUAUUACGGCGCGGUCGAGGCGAAAGAGCGCUGCGAGAGCAUCACGUCCGUGCUUUAUCCAAACGACGCGACGGAUGAGGGUAAACGACUGCGUCUGAAACAGCAGUACUUUUUCGUGAGCGCUACACUGCAGGAUAUAUUCCGCAGGUUCAAGAAGAGCGUCGGACGUACGGCUACGACAAAGAUCCAAGAUAUGCCUAAAAAAGUGGCGAUUCAACUCAACGACACGCACCCAGCGAUCGCAAUUCCCGAGCUCAUGCGUCUACUCCUCGACGUCGAGUACUUGUCAUGGGAGGAGGCUUGGGAGAUUUCUCGCAACGUGUUCGCGUAUACAAAUCACACCAUUCUCCCAGAGGCAAUGGAGAAAUGGUCUGUGCCUAUGAUCACCGAGCUCCUGCCGAGACACAUGCAAAUCAUCUACGAGAUCAAUCAUCGUUUCUUGCUCGAGGUUCAGAAACUGUGGCCAAACGAUGACACUCGUCUAUCGGCGAUGAGUAUUAUCGAGGAGUCUACACCGAAGAUGGUGCGCAUGUCCAACUUGGCCGUCAUUGGAUCGCACACCGUGAACGGGGUCGCGAUGAUUCACACCAAGCUGCUCAAGUCCACGCUUUUCCCCGAUUUCUUGUUGAUGUGGCCAGAAAAGUUCAUCAACGUCACGAACGGCGUGACGCCGAGGAGAUGGUUGUUGCAAGCAAACCCGGCACUUUCGAGCAUUUACACCGGCAUGGUCGGCCCGGGCUGGGUGAACGAUCUCAAACGGCUCGAGCCAAUUAAGACGAUGGCGCAGGACGCGCUAUUUAGACAGCGAUGGCGCGCCGCGAAGCAGACAAACAAGAACGCGGUCGUCGAUUGGCUGUACAAGACCAUGGGCAUUCAAGUCAAUCCAAAUGCGCUGUUCGACAUGCAGGUGAAGCGCAUUCACGAGUACAAGCGACAGCUCCUGAACGUUCUCGGCAUCGUCCAUCGCUACGCAGAAAUCACACAGGCGACGCCGGAGCAGCGCAAUCAGAUGGUUCCAAGAGUGUGCAUAAUGGCUGGCAAGGCCGCACCCGGUUACGUCAUGGCGAAGAAUCUCAUCAUGCUCGUUUGCGCCGUGUCCGAAGUCGUCAAUGCCGACGCAGCGUGUCGCGACUUGCUCAAGGUGAUAUUCAUCCCGAAUUUCAAUGUAUCCCUCGCCGAGCUUCUCAUUCCCGCGAGCGAUGUUUCGCAGCACAUUUCUACUGCGGGACUGGAGGCGAGCGGCACUGGGAACAUGAAAUUUGUUAUGAACGGCGGUUUGAUCGUUGGCACCAUGGACGGGGCGAACAUCGAAAUCGCGCAAGCCAUCGGCGAGCACAACAUGUUCACGUUCGGCGCCAAGGCGAGCGAAGUCGCAGCGAUUCGUAGAACGAUGUCUCACCACCCACCAAAGAUCGAUCCGAGACUGCAAAGGGCGACGCAAAUGAUUCGAUCCGGCGUGUUUGGUAAGCCGAAGGAUGGCGAGUAUCACCAACUUCUCGACGCCAUCGAUCCGCACAAGGAUGUUUAUCUCACCGCGCAAGACUUCCCGUCGUACUUGCGAGCGAUGGACGAAGCGGACGCGCAGUUUCAAUUAGAAGAAAAGUGGACGGCAAAGUGCAUCGAAUCCGCGUGCUCGAUGUGGAUGUUUUCAUCCGAUCGAACCAUUCGUGAGUACGCGGCAAAAAUCUGGAACGUCGAACCGCUCCCGUUUCGACCUCCCAAGCAUCAAAAUUAG